AUGGCAUCUCUCGUCCGCCUGCCCGCUCCUCGAAGGGCCCCGUCAUCCAUCCCAUCCAUCUGCUCCGCACCAACUCCCCUCGCAACCCGCCAAUUCCACACCUCCGGCCAGCUUCGUCCAUCACCAUCCAAGGUGACCACCGCCAUCAAACCAACCUUCAAGAACCCCGCCUACACCAUCCGACCCUACCACUCCCCCCUGCACCCACGUCUCCCACCACACGAAUACACCAACAGCCAAACCGCCAUCCUAACCGCCUCCCUCCCACACAUUCCAUCGCAAGGUUUCACAAACGCAGCUCUCACCCUCGGCGCGCGCGACGCAGGCUUCCUCGAUGUCUCAGUGCAGCUCCUGCCGCGUGGCGAAUUCGACCUCGUUCUCUUCUGGCUUGCCAGUCGGCGCGGCCUGUUGCGGGGCAAGGUCGAGGAGGGCGCGCUUUUCACCCGCGCUGCGGCGGAGAGGGGGCGCGAGGUUGGGGGGUUGAGCGUGGAGGAGAAGGUGAAGAUCCUAGUGUUGGAACGGCUGCGUCUGAAUAAGGAUGUGAAGGAGGUCUGGCAGGAUGCCCUCGCCCAAAUGUCCCUGCUAGGCAACAUCCCUCUCGCCCUCACUGAGCUGCACGCCCUAUCUAACGACAUCCUCACCCUAUCCGGCGACGCUGCCGUCGACGGAUCCUGGUAUGCGCGACGCCUAGGACUAAGCGCCAUCUAUGCUAGCGCCGAGGUAGUUAUGACGCGGGAUCCGACGCCGGAGCUGGUCGAGACGGAGGCGUUUGUGGAGCGCCGGUUUGCUGAUAAGGAGGCGCUUCGAGAAAAGGUCGAGGGGGUGGGGUCUUGGGUGGGCUUUUUGGGGAGCACGGCUGUUGGGGUGGGGAGGAGUUGGGGGUUGAAGAUUUGA
Messenger RNA from Penicillium canariense, 894 nucleotides. RefSeq lists its product as uncharacterized. The record is from RefSeq and is a predicted model, not a curated record. Gene Ontology annotation, cellular component: mitochondrial inner membrane. The transcript is spliced from 2 exons. Lineage: Eukaryota; Fungi; Ascomycota; Eurotiomycetes; Eurotiales; Aspergillaceae. The coding region runs from base 1 to 894 and encodes 297 amino acids. Gene Ontology annotation, biological process: ubiquinone biosynthetic process. Gene Ontology annotation, molecular function: lipid binding.